Lipotes vexillifer (Yangtze River dolphin) is the source of this 579-nucleotide messenger RNA. It is a transcript of the gene MAP6D1, whose product is annotated as MAP6 domain containing 1. Gene Ontology annotation, molecular function: calmodulin binding; microtubule binding. Bases 1 to 579 code for a protein of 192 amino acids. Gene Ontology annotation, biological process: microtubule cytoskeleton organization; regulation of microtubule cytoskeleton organization; cytoskeleton-dependent intracellular transport. Gene Ontology annotation, cellular component: microtubule; cis-Golgi network; Golgi-associated vesicle. The transcript has 3 exons. The record is from RefSeq and is a predicted model, not a curated record. Lineage: Eukaryota; Metazoa; Chordata; Mammalia; Artiodactyla; Lipotidae.
AUGGCGUGGCCCUGCAUCAGCCGCCUCUGCUGCCUGGCGCGGCGCUGGAACCAGCUGGACCGCUCCGACGUGGCUGUGCCACUGACCCUGCACAGCUACUCCGACCUCGAGAGCGAGGAGCCGGGCCUGAGCGGUGCCACCUCACGCAGGGGCUCGUCCCUCGCAGGCUCGCGGGACCCCGGCCGGGACGUGCCGCUUACUCAGUACCAGCGGGACUUCGGCGUGUGGACGGCGCCCGCGGGGCCCAGAGAUGCAACACUGGGGCGCGGGUCGGGAGCGGGCGGCCGCAGGAUCAAGCCCCCCGCGCCCUACAGCCGGGGGGUCUACGUGCUCCCCGUCGGCGACGCAGAUGCGGCUGCAGCGGUGACCACAUCGUACAGACAGGAAUUCCAGGCUUGGACUGGAGUGAAGCCAUCGAGAUCCACAAAGGUGAAACCCGCCACAGUCAUCACAACCCACAGCUCUGGAUGGGACAGCAGCCCCGGGGCUGGCUUCCAGGUCCCUGAGGUGAGGAGGAAGUUCGCCCCUAACCCCUCAGCCAUCUUUCAGGCCUCAGCUCCCCGGAUCCUCAACGUGUGA